Molecule: messenger RNA, 841 nt
Organism: Schistocerca gregaria
Lineage: Eukaryota; Metazoa; Arthropoda; Insecta; Orthoptera; Acrididae
Exons: 3
Coding region: 115-396 (93 amino acids)
Biological process (GO): defense response to bacterium
Cellular component (GO): extracellular region
Source: RefSeq, a predicted model, not a curated record
CACUAUCGCCGUCCUGUAUAAACGGCAGCAGGCGCAGGACACCUUCAGUAAAGCCAAGGCAGCGGCCCCGGCGCACACAGUAGCAGCAGCACCAGGAACUCCGAUUGAACCAGUAUGAAGGCAGCGGUGCUCCUCGUCUUACUGAGUGCCAUAGCGCUCAGCUGCGCGUUCCCUUCACCCAAGGAAAAGGAGGACCGUGGCGGAGUGGACGUGGACGUGCACAGGGAGAAGGGCGUGGGCACGGUGGUGGGGGUGCAGGGCCAGGGCAACGUGUGGAAGAGCGGCGACGGCAGGACCCGCGUGGACGCCGACGGCUCCUGGCAGAGGGUGUACCGCGGGCCGGCGGCCGGCAAGCCAAAGUACUCGGCGGGCGUCCGCCUCUCUCACAGGUGGUAGCCGAGCACGUCCGCUGCGUCGCGUCUGGAUAUUCGCCGCUCACCAGCGUCCGACGCCUCUUCGGAAACUAAAUGCCGAAGCUGCCAGUUGUCGAACCAACAUUUUUCCGUAAUGCCAAAGUUGUUGUGGUCUUCAGUCCUGAGACUGGUUUGAUGCAGCUCUCUAUGCUACUCUAUCCUGUGCAAGCUUCUUCAUCUCCCAGAACCCACUGCAACCCACAUCCUUCUGAAUCAUCUCUUGGUCUCCCUCUACGAUUUUUAUCCUCUAAGCUGCCCUCCAAUACUAAGUUGGUGAUCCCUUGAUGCCUCAGAACAUGUCCUACCAACCGACCCCUUCUUCUGGUCAAGGUGUACUGCCUAUUAUUACGUUACCAAAGUUUUUAGUUUAAUUUAUCGAUUUUUAGUUUAAUAAAAAUCUAAUAAAAAUCUGCUUGGUAUUUCUUUAA